This is a messenger RNA of Oncorhynchus gorbuscha (pink salmon), 420 nucleotides long. Its product is annotated as calpain-2 catalytic subunit-like. The coding region runs from base 33 to 413 and encodes 126 amino acids. Lineage: Eukaryota; Metazoa; Chordata; Actinopteri; Salmoniformes; Salmonidae. Gene Ontology annotation, biological process: proteolysis. The record is from RefSeq and is a predicted model, not a curated record. Gene Ontology annotation, molecular function: calcium-dependent cysteine-type endopeptidase activity. Gene Ontology annotation, cellular component: cytoplasm. The transcript has 4 exons.
CUUCCCUGCUGAUUGGAACUCUCUUGGGUACAAUGAGUUGGGUCGCUACUCUUCAAAACCCGGGCGUGGAGUGGAAAAGACCAAAGGAGUUGUGCUCAAACCCUCAGUUCAUUGUUGAAGGAGCCACGAGAACUGACAUCUGCCAAGGGGCUUUGGGUGACUGUUGGUUGCUGGCAGCCCUUGCCUCUCUUACCUUGGACAAAGACAUCUUGGCUCGAGUGGUACCCCCUGGCCAGAGCUUUGAUGAGAAUUAUGCUGGCAUCUUUCACUUCCAGUUUUGGCAGUAUGGACAGUGGGUGGAUGUUGUGAUUGACGAUAGGCUGCCCACAAGAGAGGGGAAACUGCUGUUUGUUCACUCAGCUGAGGGCUCAGAGUAUUGGAGCGCCCUGCUGGAGAAGGCCUAUGCUAAGUGAGUAAACA